CUGAAGCCGCGGCUGAGGGUGCCUAGAGAAUGAGUUUAUAGUUGCCGGGGGACGGCGGCACUCGAGAGUCUUGGAAGAGCUCCCGCAGUCCGCGAGUGUAACACGGCGGCUUUGAAGGAGGCCGAGAAAGAGCCGAUAAUUUGAGGAGGGAGCCGGGCAAGGGCGACGAGUGCUUGGAGCCGGAGAGUUCAAUGGCUGAGAGGAGGCUUCGGGCUCCGGACCUAGAUAGUUCCCAGUCUGAUGGGGAGGCCAGAGGUUCACGCCGAGAGAGUAAACAAGAAUAUGAAGCUGAAAAUAGGAGAGACAGGGCUCAGCUAGGAGUUUCUAGUUGUCUGGGAAAAUGCCGGAAGAGCUCAACAGAUGCUUGGAGGCCACCGUUUUCUGGAAAGUCGUUUUACUUGGAUCUGCCUGCUGGCAAGAAUCUCCAGUUUUUGACGGGGGCCAUCCAGCAGCUGGGUGGGGUAAUUGAGGGUUUUUUGAGCAAAGAAGUAAGUUACAUCGUGUCCAGCCGCAGGGAAGCGAAGGCGGAGAGCAGUGGGACAAGUCACAGAGGCUGCCCCAGCCCCAGCGAGGUCAGAGUGGAAACACCAUCCAUGGUCGAUCCAAAAGGUGGCCAUGCCAGGCCUUCACAGAAGCCUGUAGAUUCGGUGCCUACGAGCCGAGGGAAGGAGCUACUGCAGAAAGCCAUCAGAAACCAGGGGAGCAGCAGCAGCCUCCUGACCAAUGCCCGCUCCUGGGGAGUGAGGAUUCUGCAUGUGGACGAAAUGAUGGCACAUGUGCAGCAGCUGUCUCUGGAUGCUUUGUGUGUGAAGAAACAAGGGCCAAAGAAGCCAGAGGGAACACGUCCAGCGGAGUCAAGAACGCGGAAAGUGGCCAGACUGAAGGCUCCGUUCCUCAAAAUCGAAGAUGAGAGCAGGAAGUUUCGUCCUUUCCACCAUCAGUUUAAAUCCUUUCCUGAAAUUUCUUUUCUGGGACCCAAAGAUGCAAGUCCGUUUGAGGCCCCGACGACCCUGGGCAGCUCACACCGUACCAGAGAACCCAAGGAACGAGAGCCAAGUCCACGGUCAGCUGCCCGCAUGGCUCCGGGGAGGAAGAGAGGCUACUGCGAGUGCUGCCGAGAGGCUUUUGAGGAGCUCCGUGGGCAUCUGCAGAGCACCCAGCACCAGGGCUUUGCCCUGGAAGCCCAUCCGUAUGCAGAAGUUGAUCGGAUCAUCGCCCGGCUCAGCCACAGCUUUGCGGACAUCCCCUUCCAGGCCAGCCUCCCCAGGCAGCCAGUCUCCCCGGCUUCAGAUUGUGACCUUCUAUGUCCUGAGACUCUGCCUCCCAGCCAGCCCUCCUAUCCCAGGGCAGCAUCUCCCAGGAUGAGGGAAGAAGACAACCACCAGGUCCCAGGCGCCCAAGAGCAGGAUGGGAAGAUGGGUGACAUGAAGGCACCAGCUGAACCUGUGGAGGCUGGCGAGAUACCCCGACCAGUAGCAAGCUGCCAGGAGCUGGAGGGGUUGGCUGAUGUCAUUGUGGACCCCCCAGGGACACCAGUGUCCAGGAGCCCUGCUUCCCAAGGCCUCCUUUCCAGCUCUGGCUUUGCAGCCCUCUCCUCUGGCCCAGACCUGGCACUUGUUGGCCACAAGCGAAAGGUUCAGUUCCCCAGCAGCAAUACUGAGAAGAGGCCAGGAGUGUCCUGGCCACAGGGCUCAUUCUUUGACCCAAGAGCCCCCAGCCCCUGUGGCACCAGGACAACUGGUGGCAGGCACCUCCUGUCCCUCGCCCUUCCAGGCCAUGAGCCCAGCCCUCCGGCCUCCCUCCUGCCCUUGUGCCACCCACAGACCUGCCUCUCCCUCCCAGAUGCCUUCUCCUGGCCACUGACAGACAGGCCAGCUGAGUUCUGGGCUACACAGUCUCCCUGGCCUGGGGGAGGCUGGCCCCCAGGAUCUGAGGAUUCAGAGUGUGCAGCCCUUGGCCGUGUCCCCCAGCAGGCUGACCAGCUCCCCAGCUGCCCUGCAGCUCCAGGCCAGCUGUCAGCCCACCUGCACUCAGCUGUGGGCACACAGCCCCCAGGGGGACCUGCAGAGAGCCAAUCUACCUCUCUUUCCCACCCUCUGCCAGCCAGUGUGGAAGCCAGCUGCUCCCAAUGGUUCUGGAUCCCCCAACCUCUCCCAAUCCCCUGCCUUCCUGUUUCCCAGCCCCAGCCCAGUGGCAGCAGAAAACUCCUCCUGUGAGUCCCUCGGGCACACAGCUGUGGGGCCAGACAGCUCCCAACUCCAGGGCCAGAUGCAGGGAUACCAGUUAUACCUCUGCUGAGUGCUGCAUACCCAGCCAGGGCUGACACAAGGAGGAGCAGUGCCCCAGGGCUCCCCAAAAGAGCCAGAAGGAGCCCUGGGCCUGGCCUUUGAAGUCCAAGUGAACAGCUCUUUGUGGCCGAGCCCUGUGGGAUCGAAAGAGCCCGUCCUCUCACCUGUCAGUCUUUGGGUAGGACCAGGAGCGUCUGGGCUGGGGGCUGCCCUCUCCUACCCCGGCCUCCAGCUGUGUCCUUGACCAGCAGCAGUCUGGUCCAGUGAUGGGCCUGUCCAGCCAUGGCCAGCUGCCCAUGCCAGGAGGCCAAGGCAAGGUUGGCAUAGGGAGGGACCACAGAGGAGCUGGAGCAGCAGGAGCCCUGGCCUGGCUUCCUGUCCCUCUGCAGGCACUUGCCUCUUUGCAGAGCCAAGAGGGUGAGCUGUCGGUGCUCCCCUCCCCCACCCCCAGCCUCCUUUCCCACAAGCAUGUGGUUAUUCUGCUUUCCGAAGUGCCUGUGUUUGUGUCCCCUCCCCCAGCCCCCCACGCUCGUGCACAAGAUCCUCAGGAACAUAUGAAGCAGAGGAGGGGCUCGGCUGCAGCUCUUACCGAGCUCCCUCCCCAGCACUUAGUGGGGGCCCAGUGCUGACCUUUCCCCUGAGCCUGGCAUGUGGCCAGAGCCCCCUCUGGGGACCCUUCUCACCUCUUCCCUUCUCAGCCCUGGCUGCCCACCCUGAGUUCUGCUGUUCCAGGGUCACCGGUUCACCUGCCAACUUCUGCAUCACCGUCUUCCCUCCCACCCUCCUUCCCCAAGGACCUCCCCCCAUUUCUUUGAGCCAAGCCAUUAAUCUGGAGCCAGAGAUGGGUUUGCUAUCGAUUCUUUCGCUACUUUUUUUUUUAUUAUUACAUUUUGACUGUGGUUCUUCUCA
Molecule: messenger RNA, 3197 nt
Organism: Equus quagga
Lineage: Eukaryota; Metazoa; Chordata; Mammalia; Perissodactyla; Equidae
Gene: DBF4B
Product: DBF4 zinc finger B
Biological process (GO): positive regulation of nuclear cell cycle DNA replication; regulation of cell cycle phase transition
Cellular component (GO): nucleus; Dbf4-dependent protein kinase complex
Molecular function (GO): nucleic acid binding; zinc ion binding; protein serine/threonine kinase activator activity
Source: RefSeq, a predicted model, not a curated record